ACUAUACAUGACAACCCAGAAAGCUAACCCUCAUUUUCUACCAGCAAUAUGCAAAAUGGUGACAAUGAUAAAUUUCACAGUAACAUUCCAAGGUUUGCAAGACCAGCUUUUGUCUGCAGUUGUUAUUCAUGAAAAACCAGAACUUGAACAACAGCGCUGUACAUUGCUGGAAAACAUAUCUGCUGACCUAGUUACACUUCGGGAACUUGAACAAAAAUCACUUCAUCUUCUACAAAAAACAGAUGGACAUAUUUUAGAUGACCAGGACCUCAUUAACAAUUUACAGAAAACAAAAAUCACCUCAACAGAGAUAUUUGAGCGCGUUGAAGCAUCAGCAAGAACAGAAGAUAUAAUAGAAAAAAUGCGUAAAAACUAUCUUCCUAUUGCAACUCGAGGUGCUGUGCUGUACUUUAUGGUGUCAGAUCUUGUCCACAUAAACCAUAUGUAUCAGUUUUCAUUGGUGUGGUUCCGUAAGAUCUUUGUAGAUUCCAUGGAUUAUAUUAGCAAACUAAAAAGUCAUAUUUCUCUGAGUGAAUCACAUAUUCCUAUAACUGGAACUGUUCGAGCUCUCAGUAGGCAAAGAAGACAUUCCGCCUUAGAAGAUUGGGAAGGAUGUGAGAUGGAUAACUUCAACAGACUUGUUAAUAAUAUACUUGACAAGUUAACAAGUAAUGUUUAUAAGACAGUUUCUUCAGCUCUUUUUAGUGAACAUCAACUAUGCUUUUCUUUCUUGCUGUGUGCCGCAAUCGUGAAAACUAAUUGUGGUGAAAAUCAAUUUACUAACAAUUUUGGAUUUAUACCGGAGAAUCAGUGGAACUUCUUUCUGUAUUCUAGCAUGAUGGCAAAUUUUAAGGACCCACAAGACUCUGAGAGUAAUGGUUCAGGGAUCUACCCAGAGGGAUUGAAAAAGGCUGUGGUUAUACUGCUGUUGAAGAAACCAGCUUUGGAUCCUAUGGAUCCUUCUAAUUCCCACCCAGUACUGAAACUUUCAUUUCUGGGGUUGCAGUUUGGUGUUCCAAAAGAUCAGGAUGGUGUACCUUUAAUUUUUCCUUGGGAGAAUCUUUCUUCAUUUGAAAGACUUAUCUUGAUAAAAGUUCUUCGACCAGAAUGCUUAAGCAGUGCACUACGAGAAUUUGUAUUUGAGAAACUUGGAUCCAAGUAUCUUCAGGCUGGAGGCAUUAAUCUGAAAGAAAUGUAUGAAGAAUCUGACUGUACAACUCCUCUAAUUCUUAUCCAUACUCAAGGAGUGGAUGCUGCAGCUCUCCUCUUACGCCUUGCUCAGGAAAUAAAAGGAAACACUCAACAUGUUAAAAUGAUAUCGUUGGGACGUGGUCAAGAAAGCAAAGCUGAAGAAUUGAUAUAUAAAGCACAGAUACUUAGUGGACAGUGGGCAUUCCUUCAGAACUGUCAUCUUGCAGCAUCAUUUAUGCCUAGGCUUUGCACAAUUGUUGAUUCGUUUACCCAAGCAAAUACAAACAUAAGCCCUCAGUUUAGAUUAUGCUUAAGUUCAACACCAGACCCUUCUUUUCCUGAGCCUAUCUUACGUAAAGGCAUUAAGAUAGUAAUUGAAUCCCCACAAGGACUGAAGGGGAAAUUACUUCAAACAUUUGGGAUAAGUGGUACUGGAGAGGUAACAGAAGUUAUAUUCAACAAGUCUACCUGUGGGCCAUCAUGGAAAAAGCUAUUGUUCAGUCUGUGUUUUUUCAAUGCUGUCAUCCAUGAAAGAAAGAAAUAUGGAGCUUUGGGCUGGAAUAUUCCAUAUGAGUUUAGUUUUUCAGAUCUGGAGGUUUCUAUCCAGAUGCUAGAGAUACUUCUUGACAAGCAAGAGGAUGUUCCUUGGGCAGCACUCUAUUAUUUAACUGGAGAAGUAGUAUAUGGAGGCCGUAUAACUGAUGAGUGGGACCGUCGAUGCUUGCUUAGCAUUCUGCAAAAUUUUUGUAAUCCGUCUUUGUUGGAAGAGAAUUUUGCUUAUACUAGAGACUGUGUAUAUCGGCCUAUCUCUGAAGCUGAUACUUUAAAAGAUUGUAGAGCAUAUCUACAAACUCUCCCAGAGGCUGAUUCUGCAGAACUGUUUGGAAUGCAUCCAUGUGCUGAACAGGCAUUCUUAAAAUCUCAGGCACAGAUGUUUGUUGACACAAUUGCCAGUACACAGUCGAAGAGCCUAACAGAUGCCUUCAUAAUCAGUGGUGGAAAGACGCAGGAUGAAAUAGUAUUGGACAUGGCAUCUGAUAUUCUAACACGAUUACCACUGACUGUAGAGGAUAUAGGACAGGCAACUAAAACUGAAAGUGCAACAACUCUUGAUAGCUUUAUGUCAGGCCCCAUUUGGACUGCUCUUGUGAAUGCUGCUAAAGGUCCUGGUUCUUAUAUCAGUACCCCUUUGAUAACUGUGUUGCACCAGGAGAUUGACCAGUUUAAUCAUUUAUUAUCCUUGAUAAUUCAGUCGUUACAUGCACUUCAACAAGGUACAAAAGGCAAGAUUAUGUUCACCACAGACCUAGAACAGCUUUAUAACUCACUAUUGAAAGGCAAAGUGCCAGACCUAUGGCAGCAACAUUCUUAUGUGUCAUGUAAACCUCUGGGAUCCUGGACUGAUGAUCUCAUUCUGCGACUGAACUUCUUUGCUAUGUGGGCAAAUCAAGUAAUCACCUGUAUGCAGGCAAGACAUAACUAUUUAGUGAAACUUCAGAGGCAAACCAGAACACUGCUUCAGCCUGAUGAGGAUCCUGACUUUUUUGGUGAUAGCAAUCAGGGACACCCCAGUCAUUUUUGGCUUCCAGGUUUCUUUUUCCCACAAGGAUUUCUUACUGCUGUUCUUCAGAAUUAUGCUAGGUUGAAUAAAGUAUCAGUAGAUUCCCUUACUUUUGUACAUAAAGUUCUUACAUUUACUCAGAAUAAAGAACAAGAUCUUAGAAGUGUCAAGAGAAACGAAUAUAUAUUAAACAAAGCUUUUCAGUAUGGGGAGAAUAAUACUGGCUAUAAGUACAGGCUAAGUGUAAACAUUACUGAGAGUAUAUGUGAGGAAUCUUCUGCACCAAAAACUGGUGUUAUAAUUUUUGGAUUAUACAUAGAUGGUGCAUGCUGGAGUCCCACUAAGGAAGCGUUGGAAGAUCCUGACCUGCACACAAGAUUUUACCCACUACCAGACAUACUUUUUUUACCACAACAGGUUGCACCCCAUCCGAGUUCCUGUUACCUAGAGGAAGAAACAGAGUUUCUUCUUUAUGAAUGUCCAUUAUACCGGACACCUCACAGAUCUGGAAUACUGUCCACUACAGGCAUAUCAUCUAAUUUUAUAACCUCAAUCAAUCUACCAAUUCUGCUAACUCCCAGCCACUGGAUAACAAGAGGUGUAGCACUGCUGUGUCAAUUAGAUGACUGAGGAAUGUUAAUUUAAAAAAAAGA
Molecule: messenger RNA, 3405 nt
Organism: Gekko japonicus
Lineage: Eukaryota; Metazoa; Chordata; Lepidosauria; Squamata; Gekkonidae
Product: dynein heavy chain 14, axonemal-like
Exons: 19
Biological process (GO): microtubule-based movement
Cellular component (GO): dynein complex
Molecular function (GO): dynein intermediate chain binding; minus-end-directed microtubule motor activity; dynein light intermediate chain binding
Source: RefSeq, a predicted model, not a curated record